AUGGUGUCCCGAAACAGAAAUAGCUUCCAGUCCAGCUCAGACUCCCUGUCUACAUGGAAAAAUGAUCUACAUUCACUCAAGCAACAUUCAUCAGAAAUCCAUUUAUUCCAGUUGGUAAAAUUUUUAGAUGCAAAAACUUACCAGAAAGAAUUGGAAAUCAGAGAUAUCCAAGCAGCUACUGUUCCGAUACUUAAAUAUCAUCCGCCAGAAUUCGAGUCGAACAUUAGUAAACUAGUUCCAGACUUAGGUACAAUAACGGUAGAAAAUGUCCAAGUCCAAAUGCCUUUACUGGAUAUUGAUCAACAAGGUCAAUUUCUCGUUAGAGACGAAAGAAAGUUAACACUGAAACAUUCAUUCCCGACCACGAAAUUUGGAAAUGAAGGGAAAAAAAGAGGAUGCUUUAUUCCUGAAGAUAGAUUACUACUCUGUAAAUACCAAGGCAAACAACUUUUUGUUUGUAAACUUGAUGGAUCGAACUCCAGCGUGAUUAAUUUGGAUAAUGAAAUAUUCAGUAUAAGUUUAUUUGACAAAACCCAUGCUGUCGUAUCUGUUGGUGUUGCAGGUAUCCAGAUCAUCGACCUGACAUCAAUGAAGCCUGGUAUGAGAAUUAAAGUUGACGGAUACUGUUCGGGAAUCACCAGCGUAAAGGAUAAAAUAUGGGUGAGAAAUAAAACUAACACGUUAAGCCUUGUGGAUAUCGAUGGUAAAGUUCUUAAAGUUAUACAAACAACAUUUGGUCCUUAUGAAAUCUGUGCCAAUCAGGAUGGGGAUGUCUAUUGUACUGACAGGAACAGUGAUAACGUAUACGUUGUUACAUCGGACGGAAAAGAACGUGAGAUAUACAACAGUCCUGACCUGGAAAGUCCUAAUGGUGUAGCUGUAGAUGACCAUGGGGAUGUGUAUGUAGCAGGAAAUACAUCAAACAACAUACAUAGAAUAUUUAAUGAUGGACAGAAACAUGACAUCGUCUUGACAGCAGACGAUGGUAUCAAUCGACCGAGCGGCUUAUCUUACAACAAUGAAACAAAUGAAUUGUUAGUCCUACACGACUAUAGUAGAUCUAUCAAUAUCUAUAAAACACAAUAA
Messenger RNA from Mytilus trossulus (common blue mussel), 1086 nucleotides. RefSeq lists its product as uncharacterized. Bases 1 to 1086 code for a protein of 361 amino acids. The transcript has a single exon. NCBI's taxonomy places the organism in Eukaryota, Metazoa, Mollusca, Bivalvia, Mytilida, Mytilidae. The record is from RefSeq and is a predicted model, not a curated record.